AUGGGAAGCAAUGGAAAGCAUGCAGAGAGGUAUGCAGUGGUUACAGGUGCAAACAAGGGCAUCGGUCUUGAAACUGUGCAGCAACUUGCAUCUCAAGGUGUGACAAUUGUUUUAACGGCUCGAAAUGAGAAGAGGGGGAUGGAGGCUAUGCUGAAGCUCAAUGAGUCAGGUAUGUCAAAUGUAGUCUUCCAUCAGCUCGAUGUUUUGGACCCAAUUAGCAUCAACUCCUUGGCCAAUUUCAUCCAGGAAAAAUUUGGCAGGCUUGAUAUCUUGGUUAAUAAUGCUGGAGCUUCUGCGGUUGUGGUUAAUAUGGAAGGCCUAAAGGCCUUAAACAUAGACCCUUCAUCCUGGUUCUCAGGCCAGGCUGACAAUUUGGUUCAACUUCAAGCAGUGGUUAAAACAACUUAUGAGAAAGCGGAAGAAUGCUUGAAUACUAAUUACUAUGGUGUGAGAAGAGUAACUGAGGCUCUCCUGCCACUAUUAAAGCUUUCCCCUGCAGGAGCAAGGAUAGUAAAUUUGUCCUCUCGCUGGAGUCAGCUAAAGAGAAUUCCUGGUGAGCAUAUAAGAAAAGAACUAAGCGAUGUAGAGACUCUAACUGAAGAAAGAGUAGAAGUCGUAUUGAGAAGAUUUUUGCACGACUUGAAAGAAAAUGCUCCUGAAGGCAAUGGAUGGCCAUUGACGGCGCCUGCUUAUGGCAUGUCCAAGGUCACCCUCAAUGCCUACACUAGAAUUCUUGCCAAGAAGUUCCCCAACAUGUGUAUCAACUGUGUUCAUCCUGGCUAUGUCAAGACAGAUAUAAACUGGAACACAGGGACAAUGAGUGUAGAAGAGGGAGCUAGAGGCCCAGUUAUGCUGGCUCUUUUACCUGAUGGAGGACCUACUGGCUUCUAUUUUGAUCGUACUGAAGUGGCUGAGUUUUGAUUCAGCUGUUUUCCACUUUCACCAUGUCAAGAUUUAACUUCUGCUAAUUGGAUUCUGUAAAUUUUGGA
This is a messenger RNA of Quercus lobata, 989 nucleotides long. Its product is annotated as (+)-neomenthol dehydrogenase-like. Gene Ontology annotation, molecular function: oxidoreductase activity, acting on the CH-OH group of donors, NAD or NADP as acceptor. Lineage: Eukaryota; Viridiplantae; Streptophyta; Magnoliopsida; Fagales; Fagaceae. The transcript has 5 exons. Gene Ontology annotation, cellular component: membrane. The record is from RefSeq and is a predicted model, not a curated record. Bases 1 to 921 code for a protein of 306 amino acids.